GUCCCAAAGUCCCAACUAUCAGUAUAUUCAAUCUUAUCCCUACUAGACCCUUUCUCCCCUUAUAAUUGUAACAAUGGCGAUUUGGAUCACUUCAUAAAAAGAAAAAACCUAUCUUCAAAACCUUUAUUCAUAAAUCUCUUAAAAGGGUCUUUGAGAUUAACGAAAAUGGCGACAAUCUCUCCUUGUUCCUCUCUUUUGUUAUCUGGUUCUACCCAUUUCUAUGGCUUCCAUAAAAUGUAUCUUAAAACUCAUUCCCCCUUUCUUCAUAAGCUCAAGCAGCAUUCAACUCGAUAUCUCGAAGCACAUGGUUGCGGUUUGGCCAUGAAACAAAACCAAAUCAUUCAGAACACCAAGCCAAAUAUCUGUUCUGCUAUGAAUAUGGCCACAGACCAGUCUGGGGAUCCUGAAAAAAUAAAUUUUGAGUAUAUAGUAGACAAGGCAAGAAGAUUAUGGGAUAAUUCUCCUCAGCCAGUGAAGAGAUUUCCUUGGAACAGAGCUUUCGAGAACUUUGUUCAACUCAUACUUGAUCUUGUACUGGCAGUGGUCAAAUAUCUAAGUGCACCUGUACUAGCAGUUUCGACCCUUAGUGAGAUGUCCUACUGUGCACAUCAAAGGAAGUUGACAAUCAUCCCUGUUCCCCUACUCAUUGGCUUUGUACUUGCAGGGGUUCUAAAAGAAACUGCCUUGGAACUAUCUCCUCUUCUCAAGGAUGCAGAAGUUCCAUGGCACCUGAUUAUGAUUGCAAUAUUCUUCACAUUGAUCAAGUUGCCAGGCCCAUAUUACCCUUAUUGGGGGCGUAUUUUCAUUCCACACAUUACGAAUGGAGCAUUAUUGAGGAUUCUAGGGUUAAUGUUUUUGUGGUAUAGAAGACCCAAAAUAUCAGGAGCUGAGUUGCCAAAUAGUGUGGCAAAUGGCACCGAUUCUGAAAUUGAAUAAGCAGUAAUCUCAACAGGUUGCAUUUUGUGUCCGAGAAACUGACCGGGAUAUGCUGCUUAGGAAAUUUGUCAGAACUUGAGAAGACUUUGGCUUGGAAACCUAACAGGCUGGUGCUUGGGAUUUUCAGCCUGAAACUUUGAACACCAAAAAUGCCCUUAUCCUGUUUUCCUUUUGUGUGUGUUUUGUUUCAUUCAACCUUGAACUAACAGCUCUGUAGUCUUGUUUUCUGGACAGAAUAUCAUGAGGAUUUGAUCCUAACUGGGGUUAAAAGCUUAUACACAUUGGCAUUACUGAAUUUUUGAAUACAUAAAAUACGCUUUCAUUAUUUGUAGUAAAUACAAAGUUGGUAAUUUUUCUUUCAAAA
This is a messenger RNA of Hibiscus syriacus, 1300 nucleotides long. RefSeq lists its product as uncharacterized. Lineage: Eukaryota; Viridiplantae; Streptophyta; Magnoliopsida; Malvales; Malvaceae. The record is from RefSeq and is a predicted model, not a curated record. Bases 166 to 936 code for a protein of 256 amino acids. The transcript has 4 exons.